AUGUCCCCAGCCAAGCCCCAAAUCUUUCUUGUCCGGCAUGCCGAGUCGGUUCACAAUGUCACCAAAGACUUCAACAUUCGCGACCCCGGGUUAACCCAAGUUGGCCAUGAGCAGGCUGCCGUCUUGGAGGCAUCCUUCCCCGACUUGUCCUCUGUUGCUGUUGUCAUUACCUCCCCUCUGACAAGAGCAAUCGAGACGACACUCGACGCCUUUGGCUCGAUUCUCCUCGGCGGCAACAACCUGAUACUGGACCCCUACCUCCAAGAGCGAAGCGACUUGCCCUGCGACACUGGCUCUCCCAUCUCGGUGCUCAAAGAGAGAUUCCCUUCAUUUCCCGAUGUUGUCUGGUCCAGUUUGGCUGGAAACGCUUCGGGACUCGAUGGUGACGACUGGCUGGAAAAGAAGGGCGAUUAUGCGGCGGACGAUGAGAGCGUAAGCAAAAGGGCGGAGAAGGUCAGGAAGAUUUUGUGGAAUGUUGCCCAGAACAUUCAGCAGGCGCAGAAGGAGGAAGACAAGAAGGCCGCCGAAGAAAGGGGGGACUUGAAAACGAGCAUCGUGGUGGUUACACAUGGGGUUUUUAUGAAGUUUUUGACAGAGGACGAGACAAUCGAUUUGCCAAAGGCCGGAUGGAAGGAUUACUAUGUGGGAGAAGCCGACAAGUUUGAUGGAAAGGGCAAGAGAAUUCCUGUAAAACGAUCACCGCCUUGCAGACAGAAUCCACCCCAUCUAACUAAGCUCUCUGCUGUCAACGGACAACUGUUCCUACAAGUCUUCUAUCUCAAAGCGAACCAGCAAGGUGCAACCUGUCUCACCACAUACAAAACUCGUACUGCGGUAACUGCCAAGAUGGGAUUGCUUGCAAAAGAAUCGUCACUCUUGAUAAAGAUGCGCAGAAACACCAGCUCGUCGUCUUCAAACUCCCAUUCCAGAGUUUCAUCCCAGAUCGGAUCCGUCUCAGCUGGACUGUCCUCGCUCGAGUGA
Molecule: messenger RNA, 981 nt
Organism: Podospora anserina S mat+
Lineage: Eukaryota; Fungi; Ascomycota; Sordariomycetes; Sordariales; Podosporaceae
Exons: 5
Coding region: 1-981 (326 amino acids)
Cellular component (GO): cytoplasm
Molecular function (GO): phosphatase activity
Source: RefSeq, a predicted model, not a curated record